UGCAACUAACCCACGAGAGCGGUGCCUAAAGCUUUGGACAUAUUCGUUGAUGAUGAUGGUUGUUUUUAGCCAGACAUCUCAUAACCUAUAAAACAAAUUAAAAAAAAAUCAAUAUUAAAAAAAUCCAAGCAAAUAAUUGUAAAUACUAAAGAUAACACAAACAAUAAUUAAUAAAACAGCUCAAAAUUCACAUAAACAACUUUUUCGUAUAUUUACAUUUUCAAAUGACGUUAAGUUGGCGCACCUGUCUGCAACAACAAUAACCUAAAAAAAAGUGUGUUGUGAGUGUUUAACCACAUUUUUUAUUCGUCUUUUGGUCAUUUUUACGUGAAAAAUAUGGAAAACUAACUUUUCCAAAAUGUCGGAUGUGGUCGAGUUACUCUUUUUCGACACUUUUGCUCACGACAACACUGAGGAGUUAAACUUGGAUCUAGUGCAGUUUCCCAAACCCGUGUACGUCACUGAAGUCCGCAUCAUCCCUUUGGGGGCUAGGGUUCAAGCGGAUUUUCCCGGAGGCGUCCGGCUUGGGGCUACUAACCCCAGUCAGUUUCAAAUCGAAUUUUUUGUAAAUGAUUUGGGGAAGCCUGGCGCGAGUACAUUUGAGAGUUUAGGGGGGUUUGAGUAUAAUCAAAACGGUUGCAUCAAUUUGAAUUGUGUCCCAGAAGACACCGUCAGAAAAAUACCCACAGAUGGGUUGGUUUUAAGGGGGUGGUAUACAACAAUCACCCUAGCCGUUUAUGGUACUUUAACGAAUAAUAUUACUGAACAAAUUAUUCAACCGGUUGUUAAUCCGGCGCUACCAACGCAACCCAAUACCAUAGCAGACGCCCAGCAGAUAAUUUCGGGAAAUAAUAUUGAAAAUGAGUGGAGUCAAGAAAAUAUCACAAAUGUCCCAAUUGAGUAUAAUCAAAAUGCCGCCCCGUAUCAACAGGGCUAUAAUCAAUCUGAGAAUUACCCACAGGAAUAUAACGAGUAUUACAGCGACGUCCCUAAGGACCCUAGGAGUUACCAUCACCCACCUGAGGGAGACUGGGACACGAAGGUGAGACCCAGAAGUGGCGAAAAUGAACGAGAGAGGGAACGGGAUAGAGACAGAGAACGGACCAGGGAGGGGUAUCAGAAGACUGGUAGUACUGAGCGCGACCACAGCCGCAGCGAGACGGAAAGGCGAGACAGAGACCGUGACAAAACCUACCCUAGGUCUCGUAGCCGCGACAGAGAUAGACAGUCCCGAGACUACAGUCGUGACGUCAGUAGGGAACGGGAUUGGGAUCGGAACGAUCGGGAUUGGGAUCGUGACAGGGCCCGAGACCGAGACCGAUCGUAUAAACACGACGAGAGUUACCGAAGGGCGUACAAUAGGGAGGAGCGAGAGGAGCGGAAACGGCCGAGGACGCCGCCAAUCCAGUCACCGAAACGGCCACACACUCCACACGGGGAGCGAAAAGAACCGACUCCUCCCGAAGUUGACAGUUUUAGUGAAGAGGAGGAAAGACGGGAGAAGGAAUCCAAGGACGAAGCCACAGUUAAGAGUCCUGCCAAGGAGGUUAUAACCCCUCCUACUGAAGACACCGCUCAAAUGGAUGUCGAGGAAUUCGAGCCGAUUUUGAGUGACGAGGAGAUUGUUGACGAAGAAAUGGACUAUGAUUUCGGGGCGUACACAAAUAAUGACGAUUUAAUUAAGUUGUUUAUACCGGGAGUCACGAAUUUGCGCAAAUUUGAGAAGACACCUCCGUUUAGUUUUACGAAUGGGGGUUUAAAUGUUGAGGAGAAUUUGAAGACGACGAUUGGAAUAGUUGAUGAUUAUUUCAAGUCGAGUAUUACUAAAUACGUUUUGGAGGAUUUCACGAAACUUAACACUGAAAUCAAAGAGGAGUUUAUACAUUUGUGCGAAAAGCUCAUUAACACGUUUGGUUCAAUUGAGCAUUUUUGUGAAAUAAUCAAAAUUCAUGUUGCUAUAAAGUCACGUGACUUUCGCGAUGAUAAGGAAUUGYUCGAGCAAGUUAAUUCGAUUACUUGCACUCUUCUCGAUUGGUUGAAAAUCGCGCUGAGUUARGAAAUGGCGAAUAUUCAAGAUCAGCCGGUGUACAAAAUCCGCCACAUUAAAUGUGGAGUCAGACUUGCCGAAUGGUGUUGCAACAGCGGGGAAUUUAUUAAAAUUCUAUGGGAAUCAGGCUUCAAUAUUCAUGAAGUUCUUUUAAAUCUUUACGAUCAGGAAUAUAUGGCUUUAUCCAUCAAACUUAUGAUAAUUAAAGCACUGGAUACGUAUCUCUUGCACAAAUUUGCAAUUGAGAAGUUCCUUUUGGGUGAUGGUUCCAACGGUUGUCGGGAGAACGGCUUUCAUGACUCAUUAACCGUUUCUAAAAACAAUGGUUAUAAAACACUGGUGGAGAAACUACGCAAGAAUCCUUCAGUUCGUCUGAAAUUUGCCUUGAAUUCAACUCUGAAAAAAAUCAAUUUGUACGAAGUUUUUCAUAAGAUGCACUCGAUUCUCAUGGAAAUGCGUAAUUGCCCAUCCGAGAUCAGCCAAAGUGAUGUAACUUUGAUUACGAAAUGUUUGGAACAAAUUUUGAAUGCGUCACAGAAUGGACAGUUUGUUUUUUCACAACCGAAACGGUUUCUUCCUGUUGCGGCCCAGUUCGAAAUAAUUCGAACCGAAUCUAAGAACAUUCUAGUCGAAUAUUUCCGAAUGUUUGAUAUUAUUCAGUGUUUCUUCCUACUAUUGACGUGCCCCAAUACUUUGAAUUUACCGGCGAUUAAAACUCCGAUAUUUGAGAUAUUGUCUGAUCUGUUAAAAACCCCUGAAGGUUUGGAAUAUGUAGUUGAUAAUUAUCAGACUGUGCACGCCRUGCUUGGGUGUCUCUUGAGAACAGAUGAAGAUAUACAAUACCAGGAUUACAUCGAGAUUAAAUCUCAUAAUUUGGGUUUAGAGSCGGCGUACAAAACUGAAGUUAUUUAUUACGUGGAAAGUUUGAAAAGCCUUGASGGGAAAGAUUACGACUCGGUGGAAGUUGUCGACCAAUUACACGGCCUAUUCUGCUUGACUUUCACUCACAUCGGCCGGAUUUGCGUCGCAGAAGUGUUGGGAAUGAAGGAUAACAUAAAAUGUUUGUUACAGUUUCUGGAGGAAGUGCACACCAAAGARAAGUCUGAGAAUCAGUUAAAUAAGAUUAAGAAAUCACCAGGACUUGCAUACAURGUCGAUUUGAUUCACUUUACUGUGACWGCAGUCGCGAACAUACAAUUCUUGGAAACUUACUUCAAGCAAAUAUUUCAGUUGGUAGAAAUGCAUGAGAUUUUUGAUGAUUCAAUUUGUCAGAAGUUGACUGAAAUCAAGUCGUAUUUAAAUCCACUUGAAAACGUUACUUUGAACUAUGAUAAUAUUUCCCAUUUUGUUGAAAUUAUUAAUAAGCAAAUUGAUAACGUGACAGCGUUUCCGGGUCAGCUGAUAACAAGCUUGAGAGUGAUACAUUACUUGGGGAUAUCCCCCUAUUCGGGGACUUCACCUAUACUUGCUGAGAAUCCCUUGAGUAACUAUGUCGAGCUUAAGUACAAACACGUGAUUCUUCAAUUGUUUUCACUCGACGGUACUUCGAUUCUGACUAAGUUAUUGCAGAAAAUCUGUGAUCACUACCAACAGCCAAGCAUGCAUACUUCAGUUUAUGUGUCUCUUCAAGGUUUCCUCAUCGUCAAUGUGAUCACUCCUUGUGUUGACCUCCUUAAACAAAUGCUGACCUACGUGAUACAAUGCCGUAACACUAACUUUAAAGACUUGACUGCAGUUCCAAUUCUCUUACAGACUUACAGUUUGCUGUAUUCAUUUCCUACAACCUCCGGUGCCUACAACCAGGCUCAAGAGAUCUGUAAAGUCAUCAUCGACACUCUUCUGGUCUACACUCAACCAAUUUCGGAUCAAAUCCACGAAAAAGAUUCGUUAAAUAAAACUCUAUGGACUCUGAUGUGUGGGGAAGUGAUCAAAUAUGUCACUUCAGCUCCUUACACAUUUAUUCCCGGACUGUUGAUAUUAUCCGAGUUGUUACCACUGCCGUUACCGAUCCAAACCAGAGACAAGCUAUCGCCAGAAGAGGUCACGUGGGCUGUGAAUUUGAGGAAAUUGUGGUCGGCACAUCUACACCCUCACAGUGGGAUCAUCCAAGAACUUAUAAACAAGUUGUGCACGACUUCGCAUCAACAGUUAUUGAAUUUAUUGAGAAGGGUUUGUGUUCAGUUGGCCGAUUUGGCGGCAAAUUCCGCCGUUAUGAUUGCUCGAGGAAUUCUAGAUUCGGUCUAUAAGGCGCUGGUGCCGAGUGAGGACAGUAAAGUAGGAAUCUGUAAUAGUUAUGUGACCCGAUUGUUGAACUUCUUGGCAUGUUUGGUCACUCAUAGUACUCUCAAAUGUGCGGUUCUCCACUUGAUCCACAGCUCGAAUAAGAGUGACGAAAAAUAUCCCGGUUUGGUCCAUAUUUUUGGCCAAGUCUUGCGAAUUAGUAAUAGUAGCACCAGUCAUAUACAGGCGCAAGAGUGUAUUUUAAGUAUUAUUCAAGUGUUUUGCGACAUUGAGAUUACUCUUCUUCAGAAUACAAUUGAAAAAGACUUGACCUCGGAAAUGUACCUCGCGAAUGCUCUGCCGGUCAAGGAGCAUCUUUUGAGCUUCAUUUCAAUGAUUUUGGAUUAUUUGAAAGUUGAUAGUUCAUUUGUUACGUAUUUACAAGCCGUGAGGACGUUGCUGCUGUUGACAGAGCACGACUACGGUUUUUACCACAUGAGGGAACAAAUGAAUAAGAAAAACGAUCUCUUUGGCGUCGUCUUGAAUAAGUUGGCGAAGAAUUUUUCGAAAAAUAACGCCGAAUGUUUAUCGACAAUGAAUACUUUAGUCGAGUUGAUUCGAGUUUGUUCGACGACAGAGGAAGUGGAAGCGACGUUAUUUUACACACCGAGGAAAAUGAAGAUGAGUUUAGGAGAAAUAAAGGGUCUUGUGGGGUGGAAAAGUGAGGAGGUGGAGGAAAAGCAUCCUUUAUUCACUUUGGAGGAGAUUCUCAAGGUAAUACAUGAGUUUAAACUCAAAGAUGAGGACAUCACCUUCGAGAGUAUGCUGGAGGGAGUGAGUGGUGUGGUUAAGUUCCUCCAAUCGGAUUCUCCUGACAGUAAAGAGACAUUAACCGAACCGAUCUUGCCCGAACCGGAAACCCUCCUCAUCCAGUUUUCCGGUCGACUCAUUUUCAGCAAUUCYGAUGUUUGUGACGAAAGACUGACAAUAAGAUACUGGUUGUCGAUGGCGAAUGACGAAUCCGAAAACGAGAAUGUGUCAUGUGACCUAGCCGAAAUCGCCCGUCAGUAUUUGCCACAAGAUUUCAAUAUCGCAAAGGAAAUCGAAAAAUUGUGUCGAAUCUGUCCUUCGGAUAAUAGCAACGAAAAGGAGAAUCAUGAUAAUGACCAGAAGACGAAAACGAAGAAACCUUUCAUUACUCCAGUUAGGUCGCGAGGUUUUCCAAGGACCAUCCAGCAAAGGUCGGAUUUGUUCCGUUCAAGGCCGCCGAAUACGUCGAGGCCACCSUCGUUGCAUGUGGAUGAUUUUGUGGCUUUAGAGACUUGUGGGGCGCAGCCGACGGGACCGACAGGAUAUAAUAAGUUCAGUAGGGAGCUUUUGGCAUCAACUAGYAUUGCGCGGGGGAGUAGAGGGAGGGCUUUUGUUACGUCGGAGCGAUCAGUACAUUGCAGACAAAUGUCGUGGUGGGGUAUGAGCCUCUCUCGGAGUCCUUAUCAAUAAUUAAGUGUAUCGUUUUAUGUGUUUGAAUGUUCCAAUAAAUUUGAUUUCUGUGAUUAUUCAAUUUUUUACUUGGAAACAUCCUCCAGUUUUAUAAAAAUAAAAAUGUAUUAUUA
Messenger RNA from Tribolium madens (black flour beetle), 5880 nucleotides. RefSeq names its product protein virilizer (gene vir). Gene Ontology annotation, molecular function: RNA binding. The transcript is spliced from 6 exons. The record is from RefSeq and is a predicted model, not a curated record. Bases 359 to 5767 code for a protein of 1802 amino acids. Gene Ontology annotation, cellular component: RNA N6-methyladenosine methyltransferase complex. Lineage: Eukaryota; Metazoa; Arthropoda; Insecta; Coleoptera; Tenebrionidae.